UUUUGCAAGUCAAACAAGUCAGACUUCAGCCUCCAGGCGAUGAACAUGUCACUGCAGUCAGCAGAGCGCCCCAAGUUACGGGCAUCAGUGUUAAGGGGGUUCAAGGUGAGUCAAGACGGAAGCUGCUUCUAUAGGUGCAACGGACACCACAAGCAAUUGAAGUGACAAAGUGAGAAGGAGGACAAACUUCAACUACCUCGGCUUCGUAAAGCACCCCAAGCUCCAAACCUUAAUCCCAGCUUCGCAGGUUAAAGGAUUUCUCACCAACUUUGAAGCUGGUUCCGCAUAGUGCCGCUUGAUAACCUCAAAGCCGACCCGGGGCUGCUCCUUGACUGGCGACCACCGGUGUGUCUGACUUGGUGGCUGAAGGUUCGCGUGCCACAUGUGACACUUGUGUUUGAACGGAUGGCAGACCGGAUGGCAGGGCCGAUUGCGGCCCAACGGCGAGGUUAAUUGCAAGGCCGGUGUUUGAUGAAAGUGGGGAACCUCAGAGGAAGCUGCAAGGAUGAAGUGGGAGCCAUAGUAGCCUUUCAGAAGACGCUGGAAACAGGCGAACGUCUGUACGACAAAGGUGAACGUGAUCUUUUGGUGGCAACUUGCUAUUCUUACUUUGGACACUAUCUCUGUGGCCUGAAGCAUCGAGGACGUGGGUGGAGAGAGGAAUUCCAUGACUUCGGAAAAGGGCUCCAGAUGCUACGCCAGUCAUACGCCCUAAGCCAGGACCUAGGCAAUGCCCAUUUGCAGCUACAUGGACUCCGUAAUCUGGCUCGAGCGGAGUCCAAUGCUGGGAACACCGCGGAAGCCAGAGACUACUUUGAGAAGGCUGCUCUCUUGUUCGAGGAGACAUGGUGCCACUCCAAGAGAGACCGGUUUCGCUUGUUGCACCGCGACUCGUACCUGCACAUGGAGAUCAGCCAUGGCUGGCAGCGAGUUCUGCUUGAUGUUCAGGAGCCAGGGCAAGCACUUCUUGCUGCAGACAGGACUAGAGCGAGAGCGUUGGCACUUCUGUUGCAAGAGAAAGGACAGAGUAUUAGCACGUUUUGUGGAGACUGGAAUCUUUCAUGGCAGCACAUUGAAAGCCUUGUGAAGGAGAUUGGCUCAGCAAUUCUAUUCUAUUCCUUGCUGGAAGGCAGGUGUUUCAUUUGGGUCAUUAGCAGUCAGGGUGUCUUGCGGUGGCGUGUGGUAGACACGGUGGAUGCCUUGGAGGGGCAGCCUGGAGGUUUUUCGGAGUUCCUGCUGCGAAGUCGCAGUGCCAUGGGUAUCGGAUUUAGGGGCGACCCACCCAAGUCAGAGGAUUCAGACGGUCAAGAGGCUUGGGAGGAUCACGGUGAGAAUCGCAUGAAGCCAGAGACCUUGCGAACCUUAGAACGACGUAGGAAGCACAUGGCAGAGACAGAUGCAAAGCUGCGAAGAUGUUAUGACCUGCUCUACAAGCCUGUUGCUGAAUGGUUGAAAGGAGAGCAGCAUGUGUACAUUUGUCCAGACAGAGAUCUAUGGAUGGUACCUUUCUCUGCAAUGUUAGACGAAAGCAGGCGCUACCUUAUCGAGGUCCACACUUUAGUUUUGAUGCCGUCGAUCCACAUCACACGCAGUUUGUGUGCUGCGCAAACCGCUCUGCGUGUUCAGGCAGACUCAUCCUCAAGUGUUUUAAUUGGUGUUUCUGAAUUCAACAUGCCGCCAGCAGUAGAUGGAGAGAUUUUGGCCCCUUUGCCUGCAGUCAAAGAUGAAAACACCAAGAUUGGACAGACCUGCCAACAAGCAGGUUGCAAGGUCGUCAAGGUCCUUGAUGGCGAGGCCACUCUAACCAACAUACAACAAGCUGUGUGUGGUACGCACAGGUUCUUGCAUUUUGGCACACAUGGUCUGCUCGACCAAAAGGCACUAGCACUGCAUGGCGAACUGAACAAACCCGAAUCUGGUCUCUUGCGAGCUGUGACACAGCGCGAGGAGACACCGGAGCAGAUGGCGUGGUGGGUCUUAGCCGUGCCUUCAUGGCUGCAGGGACCCCGUGCACUGUGGCUUCUUUGUGGAAAGUAUCAGAUCAAUCCACUUUGACAUUCAUGCAUCUCUUGUACAAAGAGUGGCUGUGUGCAAAACUCCCUCUGAAAGUGGCGGCGCAGAGGGCUAUGUGCGAGAUGUUGCGCCAAAGGCGUUGGCCUUUGCCUGGACCGGCGUAUGCUCCUGCGCAAUGGGCUCCGUUCAUUCUGGCCCUUCUGUGACUUCGCACCCUGGGCGAAGUGCAGCAAGGUCUUGAUGUCUCCGCCAGGACGUUUCCUGCGGUACUUCGGCAUUGCCAAGGAAGGUCCGGCGGUAUGGGUGCCAAGAAAGGGUCAGAAGAGAAGUGUGAAUUGACCUGAGUGAUGGGUUGAAGGAAAAGCUAACGGAACUGGAGGAACUGCGACCUGUUUGGGGCAAACUGAGGCCUUUGAUGUAAGGGGUGAGUCAAGUCUUCAGAAAAUGUGAAGAUUUUAGACCCUGCGGAUAGGGGAGGAAAAAAAGAGAUUGGAGAUGAUUUGGUUCAUGUACUUUUCAUGAGUCCUGCACCGAACCAUGUGUGGACUGCUGACUGCUCAGCUCAGCCUUCAGCUUUCGAUGCGUGAUUGGAACAGGGCCGUUCGAGCCCCAGGGUUUUGCCACACCUGUUUUAAUCGAGACACUCACACACUUGAGGUGUAGAAAAGCGAGGGGGUGGUCAACAACAUGGCCCUUCUUCAUCAAAACAUGACAAGUUCAUCCUCGUGAAUCCUCGUGUAUGUACAUACCCUAUAUAUUAUAUAGCCUUCAAAGACCAUUAACCGAAAGUUUGAGAGCCAGUCUUGAAAUGUAAAGGCCUUAGUGAACCGAUGGUUGUUUGGUAGACCAUUCAAACAAUGUUUGCUGGAAUCUCAGGGUAUAUAUUUACAGAGUCAUCAGAUGUAAAGGCUUACGCCAGCCGGGCGCCGGCCGGGGCAGGGAGGAGAGACGGAAGGGACGAAACGGGUGGGAGACCCCAGCAGCAUCCGCCGGGAGGAGGAGGCCCACUGUCCUGUAGAGGUUGACCCUCCGACAUGUCCAGCCCAGAUGCUUCUCUCCGC
Messenger RNA from Durusdinium trenchii, 3074 nucleotides. The record is from the annotation of a GenBank genome assembly. NCBI's taxonomy places the organism in Eukaryota, Dinophyceae, Suessiales, Symbiodiniaceae.